GCCAAGUUCAUUUGACAUCCUUCCUCCAGUGCCUCAGCUACUGAAACUUGACAGUCCAGUUCCUCAAGCAAGACCUAGUGAACAUGCCUCAGGAGUUUGACAAUAGGCGUCUGGUGAUGGUGGUGCCCAACGAGAUGUCUGCCCCGUCCCGGAGGUCCUUCAGCAGUGAGGACGAGGCAUGGAAGACCUACCCGGAGAACCCUCUGACUGCAGCUACCAAGGCCAUGAUGAGCAUCAAUGGAGACGAGGACAGUGCCACCAAUCUUGGACUGCUCUAUGAUUAUUAUAAGAUCCCAAGAGACAAGCGACUACUGCCCAGCUCUAAAGCAGCAGAGACAUCAGACCCUGAUACCCAGGGGCACCUGGAGACCCCGGAGAACCACGUUCAGGUGUUAAAGACUGAACCUGUCAACCUGUCUCUGAACAUCCAGCAGCUGGACUGUACAGACAGGCAGGGGUAUGGAGGGGGUGGAGGGGGAGCUGUGGUGAAGACUGAGGCCCAGACGUCUUGCUACAUGGCUCCUGGGGGUCCGUACAGGGGAGCUGGGGAGCAGCAGCAGGUCCGGGUGGUUUAUGAGCAGAACAAUCCCUAUGACCAUGGUUCCCUGUUCAGUCAUGUCAGCCAUGUUGUGAGCCACAGAGGCUACAUGAAUGAGGAACAGAGCCAGAGGAGUUCUCCAGACAGCACCUAUGAUGGCUCCUACCCUGAGGAGCAGGAGAGAUACAGACCAUCACCUUCUAUAGGAGGGGACAAAUCCCUCUACAGUCAGCCUGGAGUUGACACUUUCCAGUAUUCUCUAGAGGCACCCAGGUCUGUCCAUCGGAAGGAGAGGGAGGGGCCUCUGACCUACCUGAACAAGGGACAGUUCUACGCCGUGACGCUGCGCGCGAUGGGCGGAGCCAACAAGGGCCAGCACAAUCCAUUCAGCAAAGUGCGGAGUGUGGUGAUGGUGAUGUUCAGUGAGGACAAGGACAGAGAUCAGCAGCUGAAACACUGGAAGUACUGGCACUCCAGACAACACACCACUAAACAGAGAGUCCUAGACAUCGCCGACUACAAAGAAAGCUUCAACACCAUCGGGAACAUUGAGGAGAUUGCUUACAAUGCCGUCUCCUUCACCUGGGAUGUCAACGAGGAGGCCAAGGUAUUCAUCACAGUCAACUGUCUGAGUACAGAGUUCUCCUGCCAGAAGGGGGUGAAGGGCAUGCCUCUGAUGAUCCAGAUAGACACCUACAGCUAUAACCACCGCUCCGACACACCCACACACAGAGCCUUCUCUGAGAUCAAGGUCUUCUGUGACAAGGGAGCAGAACGGAGAAUCCGUGAUGAGGUGAGGAAGCAGAUCCGGAUGAAGCCCAAAGGUAAGGAUGGGAGCCUGGUAGCAUUGAACAGGAAGCCAGACACAGUGUUCUUCAAGUCCGUCUCUAACCUGGACACCCAGCCUGUCUUGUUCAUCCCAGACGUCCACUUUGGGCACCUGCAGAGGACUGGACAGGUCUUUGCCUUCAACACAGAGGAGAUGGAGAGGGAUGGGGGUGUCGUGAUGAAGAGUGUGUCACGACCUGCUGAGGAACACAUCUGUCCGCCUCCUGCCAAGCACUUCAAACCAGAAAUCCAGAAGAGAGUCCUGCUGUACGUGAGGAAGGAGUCAGAUGAGGUGUUUGAUGCCUUGAUGCUGAAGUCGCCCACCCUGAUGGCCUUGCUGGAAGCAAUCUCAGAGAAGUAUGCAGUACCCCGUGAGAAGACCAAGAUCUACAAGAAGAACAGAGGGAUCCUGGUGAACAUGGAUGACAACAUCAUAGAGCACUAUUCCAAUGAGGACACCUUCAUCCUGGCCAUCGAGAGGUCAGCGGACUGCUUCCGGGUCACGCUGGCAGAGAUCUGAGCCUUUGUGUGGGAGUAGGGGCCAUCUCAAACCUCAGGACCUCCCCAAACCUCAUUGGACGCCCCACACCUCAGAGUCCAUACCUCAGGCCAAUGCUGGACGCCAAGGCUCUCGCUCCAGAAUGAUCUCACCAAACCCCAUGUGGUAACUCAAUAGCUCCCCCUGCAGGUGGAGAAUGGGACUCCACGGCAGUGGGACAUUAGGGCUCUGAUCUGCUUCUCUCUCCAGCAUGGUUCCGUUUCUUUCCUCCCGGUUAGUGCCUUCUGAACAUGGCUCUGAUCUGCCUCUCUCUCCAGCAUGGUUCCGUUACUUUCCUCCCGGUUAGUAGCUUCUGAACAUGGCUCUGAUCUGCCUCUCUCUCCAGCAUGGUUCCGUUACUUUCCUCCCGAUUAGUGCCUUCUGAACAUGGCUCUGAUCUGCCUCUCUCUCCAGCAUGGUUCCGUUACUUUCCUCCCGGUUAGUGCCUUCUGAACAUGGUUCUGAUUCCAACAUCCGUCUCCAACCUGCCUGGGCUCCUGCUACCUCUUGUGACUGAGAGGAAAUAAUACUGGACAGCAUGCUGAGUCCCUAAUGGUGCCCUGUUCCCUCUGGGUCCUGGACAGCAUGCUGAGUCCUAAAUGGUGCCCUGUUCCCUCUGGGUCCUGGACAGCAUGCUGAGUCCUAAAUGGUGCCCUGUUCCCUCUGGGUCCUGGACAGCAUGCUGAGUCCUAAAUGGUGCCCUGUUCCCUCUGGGUCCUGGACAGCAUGCUGAGUCCCUAAUGGUGCCCUGUUCCCUCUGGGUCCUGGACAGCAUGCUGAGUCCCUAAUGGUGCCCUGUUCCCUCUGGGUCCUGGACAGCAUGCUGAGUCCCUAAUGGUGCCCUGUUCCCUCUGGGUCCUGGACAGCAUGCUGAGUCCCUAAUGGUGCCCUAUCCCCUCUGGGUCCUGGACAGAAUGCUGAGUCCCUAAUGGUGCCCUGUUCCCUCUGGGUCCUGGACAGCAUGCUGAGUCCCUAAUGGUGCCCUAUUCCCUCUGGGUCCUGGACAGCAUGCUGAGUCCCUAAUGGUGCCCUGUUCCCUCUGGGUCCUGGACAGCAUGCUGAGUCCCUAAUGGUGCCCUGUUCCCUCUGGGUCCUGGACAGCAUGCUGAGUCCCUAAUGGUGCCCUGUUCUCUCUGGGUCCUGGACAGCAUGCUGAGUCCCUAAUGGUGCCCUGUUCCCUCUGGGUCCUGGACAGCAUGCUGAGUCCCUAAUGGUGCCCUGUUCCCUCUGGGUCCUGGACAGCAUGCUGAGUCCCUAAUGGUGCCCUGUUCCCUCUGGGUCCUGGACAGCAUGCUGAGUCCCUAAUGGUGCCCUAUUCCCUCUGGGUCCUGGACAGCAUGCUGAGUCCCUAAUGGUGCC
This is a messenger RNA of Coregonus clupeaformis (lake whitefish), 3263 nucleotides long. RefSeq names its product grainyhead-like protein 2 homolog. Gene Ontology annotation, biological process: regulation of transcription by RNA polymerase II; brain development; neural tube development. Gene Ontology annotation, molecular function: DNA-binding transcription activator activity, RNA polymerase II-specific; RNA polymerase II cis-regulatory region sequence-specific DNA binding. Gene Ontology annotation, cellular component: nucleus. The record is from RefSeq and is a predicted model, not a curated record. The transcript has 15 exons. Bases 84 to 1886 code for a protein of 600 amino acids. Lineage: Eukaryota; Metazoa; Chordata; Actinopteri; Salmoniformes; Salmonidae.